This is a messenger RNA of Salpingoeca rosetta, 651 nucleotides long. RefSeq lists its product as uncharacterized. The transcript has 4 exons. Gene Ontology annotation, molecular function: ubiquitin-protein transferase activity. The coding region runs from base 1 to 651 and encodes 216 amino acids. The record is from RefSeq and is a predicted model, not a curated record. Lineage: Eukaryota; Choanoflagellata; Craspedida; Salpingoecidae.
AUGGAUGCAGCAAGACAGCGGCUGCUUGCUCCUGGUGGUGGUGCUCGCAGUGGCGGUCGUGGUGGUCGACGACAGAGACGCGACAAGCACGCUGCCAGCCAGGGCCUUGCACAAGAUGCAACAGAUAUGGCGUCGACGCUUUCAUUCUUCCUGAACGCGCAGCGCGCCAUGCAUGAGGACAGCAGUGACGAUCACCUUGAAGAAGAGAUGAUGGUGAGCUUGUCGAAACGAGGCGAGUACACCAGCAAGAAGUACCCAAACACACACCCGCUCGUCGUACAGGCUGCGGUAGAACACGCUCGUGCCCUUCAAGCGCAUGGAACCCCUCUUGCCGAGCUGUGGAGGUCAGACAACUUCAACUCUGCUGGCCAACUCAACCGCGCCCGCUUCAUGCAGCGGCUCCGCACAACGGUUUCAGCGUCCGCAUCGUCAGAGCGCCGAUUCGUGCCCACCUUUGAGCACGUUGCCUCGGACUCUGGCAACUCCAGCGCCCUCCGCCUCCUCGCCAGCUUUGCCCUCGUCGAGAUGACAACUGAGCGCGCAAAACUCCUUGGCGUCGCAGCGCUCGGCCGGCUGCCAACGGCAAUGACGUGUUUCAACCGCCUCGUCCUUCCCGCGUACCCGACAGAAGAGCUGCUGAGACAGCGGUGA